CAUGCGCAGUCACAUUUUUUUCAUUUUCUCUGAGUGCGCUCUUAAACACAGUGAAUUAUUGGCCAAUAAAAUACAGGGGUCGUUGGAUACCUGUUACACAGGCGCGACAUGGGAGAGAUUAAGCUUGUCUCUUAUGGUGACAAGGCUCUCUCUGAAAGAUAUUUUGCAUCAUCUGAAAGCUACUUUAAGCUGCAUUUCUUUAAUCAUUUUCUGUGCCUUUGUAUAGAAAACUAUUUGACACUGAAUGAUUACUCACACAAAUCUAGAUAGAUCUCAUUGAGCACCAAUGGGAAAUAAAAUUAGUUAUCUUGGAAUCAUGGCAGGAAGGAAACGGGUCCCGCAUUGAAAGAAUAGGGUCGAAGAAUAGCCUGCAUAAACAAAAGCUGUGAAGAAUGUCCAUGGAGAGAGAAAGACAGAAGGUUGUGGAAUCCGUGCAACACACGCACCGAGGUGAAAACGAAAUGACCACUUUUAUCCUCGCACGAACAAUAAAUGGGAUUACUAAUAAUCACUGUGAUGUGCGGACUGCAAGUGCGGUCCCCGGGACUGCACGAACAAUUCAAAUUUUCAAUAUUUUAAGCUGCAACGAAGGGGACGGUUUGCAUUAAUAUAAUAUAACAGUAAAGGUAGCAGAAGCAGGGCAGCAGCAUUUCUCCAUGUUCGUCCACUAACUUCUCAGCUCGGACAAUACACGCUGUUUGAGAUGUAUAACGCGUAAUGAUGAACGUUUGUAGUUUCUGUACAGAGAGGACAAUGGUGGGGAAGCUUAGAUAAUUGGUUUCUAUGCCCUACAUUGUAUUGUAUGUGUUCUGAGCUGGGAAGGAGAUGGGGUUGUCUCUGUUUACGGCAGUUGUGUUCUCCCUGAUUGUUUCGAUUUGUUGGGCCGAUCCAAAUGGGGAUGCGAAGGCCCUGCUAGCAAUUAAAUCUGGUGUAAAUGAUCCCUUGGGGUAUUUGAACGAUUGGAAUUCCGAGAAGCCUUGGAGUUUGCAUUGCAGCUGGAAUGGAAUUAAAUGCAAUGCGAAUGGGAUAGUUACAGAGCUUGAUGUUUCUGGUAUGAAUCUCACUGGUCAAAUUUCCAGUGACAUUCAACUGCUGUAUGAGCUUCGAGUCCUCAAAAUUUGCUGCAAUGCCUUUGCCACAGUUUUGCCCGCUUCCAUUGCCAAUCUCACUCAGUUGGUUGUUGUGGAUGUGAGUCAUAAUUUCUUCUUCGGAAAAUUUCCCAGUGGCUUGGAUGGGGCCUCUGGGCUGGUCAACAUUUCUGCUUAUAGCAAUAAUUUCACAGGACCGCUGCCGGAGGAUAUUGGGAGGCUAAAAUGGCUGGAGUAUUUGGAUUUGAGGGGAAGCUACUUUGAUGGCACUAUUCCAAAGUCAUAUGGGGAUCUGAAACGACUCAGAUUUCUGGGUCUAUCAGGCAAUUAUCUGAGCGGAAGGAUUCCGCCGGAAAUUGGCCUGCUGCCACUGCUGGAGAAGCUGAUUAUUGGUUACAAUAGUUUCAAUGGCGGCGUUCCUCUGGAAUUUGGGAACUUGACCAAUCUACAGUACUUAGAUCUGGCCUAUGCUAAUUUGGAGGGCACUAUUCCAAAAGAAUUAGGGCAACUUCAACAUCUCAAUACUCUGUUUCUUUACAGGAAUAAGUUGAGAGGAAAUAUACCUGCAGAAUUUGGGAACAUGACAUCUAUGAUGUCUUUAGACCUGUCUGAUAAUGUUCUUUCAGGCGCCAUUCCAAUUGAAAUUGGCAAGCUAAAGAGAUUAGAGCUGCUGAGUGUUAUGUACAAUAAUCUAAGCGGGCUGAUGCCUGAAAGUAUUGGGGAUCUACCCAAUCUUAAGACGCUGGAGAUAUGGAACAAUUCUUUUAGCGGCUGGCUGCCUCAGCAACUGGGAAGAAAUUCAGUCUUGGAGUGGUUGGAUGCGUCGUCUAAUUCCUUUAGCGGUCCAAUACCUCCGGGGCUCUGUAGCAGAGGCAACCUCACAAAGCUUAUCCUUUUCAACAAUGGCUUCACAGGCCCCAUUCCUGAGGGCUUGACCAGGUGCCCAUCUCUAUGGAGGGUCAGGAUACAUAAUAACAAGCUAGUCGGUCCAGUCCCUGCUGGGUUUGGAAGCCUCCCAAAUCUCACUAGGCUUGAGUUGGCUCACAAUAAUCUCUCUCAUGAAAUACCUCAAGAUCUUGUCCUUUCCCCGAGGCUUUCUUUCAUUGAUCUGUCUUACAACCAGCUACAGGGAGGCCUCCCUUUGGAGAUUUGGAAUAUGUCUAGCUUGCAGAGAUUUUAUUCUUCUCACAACUGUCUCACAGGGGAGAUCCCAGAUCGGUUCCAGAAUUGUACCUACCUAUCCGUCCUAAAUCUGUCUCACAACAACUUUUGGGGAUCUAUUCCAGUGAGCAUUAGAGCCUGCGACAAGCUGGUGGCAUUGGAUUUGAAACAGAAUCAGCUCAACGGGAAUAUCCCAAUUGAGCUUGCAGAAAUGCCGGCCUUGGCCAUAAUAGAUCUCUCCCAAAACUCUCUCACUGGGACCAUUUCAUCAAGAUUUGGAAGCUCUGCAGCACUGGAGCUUUUCAAUGUGUCUUAUAAUAACCUAUCUGGCUCUGUUCCAAUGGAUGGGAUGUUUAGAACAGUGACAGCCGAUAGCUUUGCGGGCAACAGUGAGCUUUGCGGCGGAAUACUGGGCCCCUGCCUAAUUGGUACAAAAUCAAGCAUUUCGAGAAAGGGCAGAGCACAAUUUGGUUGGGCUAUUGGAGUCUUAGUUAUAGUUUGUGUGGGACUUUUUGUAGCGGGUGCCCAUUUUCUGUACAAACACUACCAUAGGUAUAGGGUCAAGUUCAAGGACACAGAAGAGUGGCCCUGGAGGAUGACAGCCUUCCAAAGGCUAAACUUCACCACCAACGACAUAUUGGCCUGUAUAAAAGAAACCAACAUUAUAGGAAUGGGUGCCACUGGUACUGUCUACAGGGCAGAAAUGCCACGGGGAGAGGGCACUGUAGCUGUCAAAAAGCUAUGGAAAACCCACCAAGAUUUAGAAGUCUCAGAUCCCGGCAUUAUAGCGGAGGUGGAAGUGCUGGGAAACCUGAGGCACAGAAACAUACUCAGAUUGUUGGGCUAUUGCUACAACGAUGUGAAUACUCUGCUCAUCUACGAAUACAUGCCCAAUGGAAACCUUGCAGAUGCCCUUCAUGGAAAGGCUGCCCGCAACAAUUUGUUGGCAGAUUGGGUUUCUAGGUAUAACAUUGCUGUUGGAGUUGCUCAGGGACUUUGCUAUCUACAUCACGACUGUUUUCCCAUUGUGAUUCACAGGGACGUAAAGUCCAAUAACAUUCUACUCGAUUGCAAUCUGGAUGCUCGUGUUGCAGACUUUGGGCUCGCCAAGUUUAUACAGAAGAACGAAACCAUGUCAAUGGUUGCAGGUUCCUAUGGAUACAUUGCUCCAGAGUACGCCUACACAUUGAAGGUGGAUGAGAAGAGCGAUAUAUACAGCUUUGGCGUGGUGCUCAUGGAGUUGCUGACUGGAAGAAAACCAGUAGACCAUGAGUUCGGAGAGGCGGGGAAUAUUGUGGAGUGGGUCAGAGAUAAAAUAAGAACCAGCGAAGGAAUGGUGCAGUCACUGGAUUCUAAUAUUGGUGGUGCAUUAUGUAGUCAUGUACAGGAAGAAAUGAUUUUGGUUUUGCGGAUUGCUCUGCUCUGCACCAGUAAAUUCCCCAAGGAUCGACCCUCCAUGAAAGAUGUGGUCACCAUGUUGGCAGAAGCCAAGCCGAGGAGGAAGAGUAGCGCCGCCGCGAAAGAACGGGCUGCAUUUCUCCCGCCUUCGAUUUCAAGCUUGCUGUAAGAGAAGAGAGAAGUUGCAGAUCCGUUCACCAUGAUGAGAAUGAAAUAAAACUUUAUGGAUCUGUAAGAUCUUAGCAUGUAAUUAUUCUUCAAUUUAGUUGUAACUAAUCAAUUCUUUACCAGUUGAGUGUUAAUUUAUUUUGUAAAUAACUUCAUGGCCUAGACUUGAACUCACAAUGUUGUGAGUCUUAGGAGAAGCAGAAUUGCCUUUCUGUGCAGAGUUAUCUAGCAAGGAAGAAGAUCCUUGAACGUGGCUUAAAUGUUUAGGUGCAGUGCUUAGUUGUAAUUUGAAUAACAAAGUUUUUUGAACACUUCCAAA
Molecule: messenger RNA, 4134 nt
Organism: Cryptomeria japonica (Japanese cedar)
Lineage: Eukaryota; Viridiplantae; Streptophyta; Pinopsida; Cupressales; Cupressaceae
Product: MDIS1-interacting receptor like kinase 1
Exons: 2
Coding region: 826-3816 (996 amino acids)
Biological process (GO): protein phosphorylation
Molecular function (GO): receptor serine/threonine kinase binding; protein kinase activity; ATP binding
Source: RefSeq, a predicted model, not a curated record